AUGUCCUUCAGAGUGGCUGGCGCAGUCCUGGCCUCCUGGUCUGGUGUUAUUGUCUUUCUUAGUAAAGAGGAAGCGGAGGAGGCGUAUCCAUCAACUGCCACCCUCCACACCCGCUCGAGGAGUCCGAUUCCAGCCCAAUUGCGCCCAUUCACUGCAAUUGACCAGGUAACAUCAUGGUUCUCGCACGAUCGCCCGCUCUCCGGUCACUCUGGGCCCAGUCCAGACGGAUCUCGGCUCCCAGAGUACCGACUACUCGAGCAUGGCAGCGAGUUUCUCGAAGAGGCUAUGCCGACCACGCUCACGGUUCUCAUGAGGCCGGAAGCGAUAUGCCAUGAAUUGUUAUAUAUUCAUUGCCGCGGGUAUUCUGGACGCUUGACUGAUUCAAUUCCUCCGUUUGUUGAGUUUAGGCUGCUUGGUUCCGUCGCAUUCACCCUCCCAGCCGCUUACUACCUCUACCAGUCCGGCCCAGCUGGAAAGUCCGGCCACGAUGCCCACGCCCAUGUUGAACACGCCGUUGAGAAGGUGAAGGAGGUUGUCAGCGAGCCAGUCAAGGAGGAGACCAAGCCAGAGCCAGCUGCUGAGCCAAAGGCCGAGCCUGAAGAGACCAAGGCCGAGGAGCCCAAGACCGAGGAGAAGCCAAAGGCUGAAGAGGAGCCAAAGGCUGAGGAAGCUCCAAAGGCCGAGAGCGAGGCCGAGGAGAAGCCCAAGGAAGAAGAGAAGGCUGCUGAGGCCCCUGCUGAGAAGACCGAGGAGGAGAAGCCAAAGGAGGAGAAGAAGGAGGAGCCAGCUGCCACCGAGGAGAAGACUCCUAACCCCAAGGCUCCCUCCAAGGAGCCUGCCACCAAGUCCAGCUAA
Nannizzia gypsea CBS 118893 is the source of this 855-nucleotide messenger RNA. RefSeq lists its product as hypothetical. NCBI's taxonomy places the organism in Eukaryota, Fungi, Ascomycota, Eurotiomycetes, Onygenales, Arthrodermataceae. The record is from RefSeq and is a predicted model, not a curated record. The transcript has 5 exons. The coding region runs from base 1 to 855 and encodes 284 amino acids.